AUGGAUCAAUUGAAGUCUCAAUUCCCAACUACAGCUGAAGAUAUUCACUAUUAUAUCGAAUUAAUCAAAUCAAAAGUUCCAACAAAUUUAAAUGAAAUUCAAUCACAUUUCCAUCAACAUUUUCAAAAUUUACAAAAUUCAAAUUAUGACACUAUUAUAGAUGAUUUUAAAAAUUUAAGAAUCAAUCCGAUAACUAUAACUUUAACUUUAAUUUCAUUAACUACUUUAUUUGUCUUUGGGAAAAUAAUAGGUUCUUCUAAUACUUCAACAUCAACGAAAUCCACUUCUUCAAAUUCAACUAAAUCAGAAGAAAAAGGAGUUAAAUCUACAAAGAAACCUAAAAAGAGAGUAUCAAAAGCUCAAAAGGCUAAUAAAGAAAUUCAAGAAAUUUUAGAUUAUGUUGAAUCUGAAUAUGUACCAGAAAUUGAUAAUUAUAUAGAAAAUUACAAAAAAUUAUCAACUGAUGAUAUUGAAACUAAAUUCAAAUAUUUUGAUGAAAUGUUAUUGAAAGAAUUAAUGAAAUUAGAUAGUAUUGAUGUUACUGGUAAUGAAAUUUUGAGAGAAAAUAGAAGAAAAGUUAUUAAAUUUAUUCAAGAUCAUCAAAAUAGAUUGGAUAGAUUUAAAAAAGAUAUUACUGUAAAAGCUAAUACUACUGCAAAUUAA
Lodderomyces pseudojiufengensis is the source of this 663-nucleotide messenger RNA. It is a transcript of the gene SNL1, whose product is annotated as Snl1p. NCBI's taxonomy places the organism in Eukaryota, Fungi, Ascomycota, Pichiomycetes, Serinales, Debaryomycetaceae. Gene Ontology annotation, cellular component: cytosol; cytoplasm; nucleus. The transcript has a single exon. Gene Ontology annotation, molecular function: protein-folding chaperone binding; adenyl-nucleotide exchange factor activity. Gene Ontology annotation, biological process: protein stabilization. The coding region runs from base 1 to 663 and encodes 220 amino acids. The record is from RefSeq and is a predicted model, not a curated record.